Cryphonectria parasitica EP155 is the source of this 966-nucleotide messenger RNA. RefSeq lists its product as uncharacterized. The record is from RefSeq and is a predicted model, not a curated record. Lineage: Eukaryota; Fungi; Ascomycota; Sordariomycetes; Diaporthales; Cryphonectriaceae. Bases 25 to 684 code for a protein of 219 amino acids. The transcript has a single exon.
AGCUGGAAGCAGAAUACGCCCACGAUGAGCUCACUGGGGGUGGCAGGCGAGGUGAUGGAGAUGGGCACGAUCGACCUGCGGAGCGACGGCGAGGAAGAACCAGAGCGGGACCACCACCAGCAGCAGCAGCAGCAGCAGCAGCAGCAGCAGCAGCAGCAGUACGGCCAGCAGUCCGACACGGAAGAGCAGAGGGACGGCCGUAGGUCGUCGCUGGUGGAUCUCGUGCCGGCGUGCAACUCCGUGGGACGGUUCGAGCGGUUCGGUGACCGGGACAUUGCUUUCUCGUGCGACUUUUGCGACGGUUUCAUCGUCUGGGAGGACCUCCACAGCAUGCCGUCGGCGCUCGACCCGCUGCCCGUCGCGUCGGGCGUCACCGAGCAGCCGAACUGGCAGGCCCGUGGGACCUCUCUCUCGGCGGGCGAGGACAAGACGGUGGUCUUUGCACCGCUGGCGAUCGCGAACCACAUCAGCCCGGAUAUAGGGGACUGGCAGGCUCGGAUCCUGUGUCCCUACUGCGACGACUAUAACUACUACGAGGCCGGCGACGAGGACGAGACGAGGUAUGUCCAGGACGAGAAGGGGUUCGGCAGCCUCAGGGCGUUCCAGGAGCAUUUGGAGUGGUAUCAUACCUCGGUUGCCGUGCCGAGCUUGCAGGCGGCUACGAAGAACUGUGUGGUUAUGUAGCCAGCCAGCCAGAAGGGUGUAUAUCAGCACACGCGAAGACCAGCAUUAUGAUUAUGGAUCGAUUCCCUUCACGAGAAAGAGGGGGAAGGGGGGAGUAGUUCAUUUUCCUCGGAAAGGACGGAAGCGUGGAUUAGGCUUCGGCGUUCAAAACAGAUAUUGGAGAGAGGCACAGAGUACAUCACAUUCGCUCAGCGACUUAUAUAACUAUACCUAGAUCGUAGAACCCAGUCUACGCUCGAAAGAAUACCACAGCACAAAGCCGUCCGUCAGGCUUUAUCAUCA